Molecule: messenger RNA, 306 nt
Organism: Abrus precatorius (Indian licorice)
Lineage: Eukaryota; Viridiplantae; Streptophyta; Magnoliopsida; Fabales; Fabaceae
Exons: 1
Coding region: 1-306 (101 amino acids)
Source: RefSeq, a predicted model, not a curated record
AUGGCUUUCAUGAUUUCCAGAGCUGAACCAGAGACCGAGAAGUCUGGCCUUAAUCACCUGGAGGACAAGGACCCUGCAACCGUUGGAGCCAUCUCAAGCGAGCUCCACUUGAAGCCCUCAUCGUCUUCUGAAGCAUCUUCUCAAACCCUCAACAAACAAGUUGUCCUCAAACGCAUUCGCCACCGCAAGUCCCUAAACAGAAUCAAAACUGCUUUUGAAGGCCUUUUGGGCGGCUCUGAAGGCAAUACAACCUCAACCCAAGAGCAGAAAUGGCUGCAACAAGAUGACGCUUUCUCUGCACCUUAA